Molecule: messenger RNA, 357 nt
Organism: Microthlaspi erraticum
Lineage: Eukaryota; Viridiplantae; Streptophyta; Magnoliopsida; Brassicales; Brassicaceae
Source: the annotation of a GenBank genome assembly
AUGCCAACGAUUCCAUGGUCCGUUAUGUGUAACGUGGUAGCGAUUUUGUCUCUCGUUCAUAGGGGCUGGUGUCGUGCGAGGUGCGUGCUCUCGUCUUUUGUGGGUGAUCAGUCCACGGGUGCUGCGUUUAAGUGCAUCCGAGCGUUGGGCCAGAACGUCGGUGAUGUUGCGUUAUUUCGGAAUUAUGCUUUGCGUGCGGUGCUUGCGUUGCUGAUGUCUUCGGUAGGAACUCAGUUACCGGUUGAGGGCAGAAGUCGUUACUUCUGGGUCCUUGCCGAGACGGGAACCCUUCCGAAGAGCUGUGCCUUUAUCGAGAAAGACUGCCUACGUACCCAUGCCGGGAUCAAGCCAACGUAG